AUGGCCGCUGUCUCCGACGAAGAUCAGGAAAGAGCAAGUGAAGAAAUGUAUGAUAAGGGGAGACAAGAAAUGAGUUGUGUACCUGUAUGUGGUAGUCAUCCUUUAAUUGAUCAAGAUAUAUUGAAGAAUAAAAACCAGAAAGUUAUAACUAGUAUGAAUCGUGUUUCCGUUGUUUGUGGCCAUCUUUAUUCUGAUAGAGAUAAAAGCUAUGAAGACAAGGUAGCUCAUCGGUUCUUGGAAGAAGUCAACCUUUUUCUUCAAAAACAGGGAAAAACACCGAUAGCAUGGGGUACGGCUGUUAAAUUUCUUAAUGCUCGAAAAUUCGACCCGAAGCGAGCUAUUGAUCUAUUUAUAGCUCAUGAGACAAUUCGUAAAACCGAAGACUUGCAGGAUAUUGACCCGUCUGAUAAAGAAAUAAAAAGGGAGCUAACUUCUGGUAAAUUUACCAUUCUGCCACAUCGAGAUAACAGUGGGGCAGCAGUAGCUUUAUUUACAGCUCGAUUACACAUACCUUCUCAUACUACACAUCAAAUUACAUUGAAAGGUUUAGUUUAUCAGUUAGAUUGUGCUCUAGAGAGCCUGGAAACCCAGAAACAUGGUUUAGUAUUUAUAUAUGAUAUGUCAGAUUCGAAAUAUGCCAACUUUGAUUAUGACCUCAGCAGUAAAAUACUGAGUAUGCUUAAGGGAGCCUAUCCAGCUAGAUUGAAGAAAGUUCUGAUUGUUACAGCACCAUUGUGGUUUAAAGCUCCAUUUAAUUUAUUACGUUUAUUUGUCAAAGAAAAAUUACGUGACAGGGUAUUUACAGUUGAUUUAAGUCAACUUUCAAAACAUCUACCAGAGGAGUGUAUUCAUCCUACAUUAGAUAGCAGUCGAAUUCCCAGUCAUAACAGCUGGUUACAACUCUGUUAUAAAAUAUCCACCAAUCAAACACCAGAUAUGGAUUCAUUUUUCAUCUCCCGUAAAAGGGGACAUAACUCUAUUGACUAUGAUUCGCGAUCUGUUUCACGUAGUGGGUCUAGUGAUGCAGAAUUACACAUCAGUGAUAUGGAUUCGAACUCAGAAGCGUCAAAAGAAACAAUAAAUGAAAAAUAUCAUCAUGAAGACAGGGAGAAAGAACGCGAAUUUGAUGGAACAGACUCUGAAAAGGAGGUAAAUUUUGAAAAAGAUGGAACGUUAACAAAUGGAAAGCGUAGAAAAACUAACGAUUCGAAUCGUGACGGUCGGAAAAGGAAUUCAGAGUUAUCUGCCUCGGAAGAAGCCACGGAUGAUAAUUUUUCCGUAGAACAAAAGAAAAAGAAACGACCCCAAUCGUCGGGGUCGAAUAUUUUAGACGAUUCAAUCCAUAUGCCAGACGAUCGUGGUAUGACAAUAUCUCAACUUGUAGAUCAUAUAAAAAUGGUCAAACGGAAGGGAUUAUUCUCAGAAUAUGCUCAUAUUAAAAUGGAAGCGCCAUCUGGCACUUUUUUGGAAUCAAAAGCUCGUCACAAUCUACCAAAGAAUCGUUAUACCGAUGUUUUAGCAUACGAUCAUAGUCGAGUUAAAUUACCUGUUACUGAGGACAAUCCAGAUGAUUAUAUUAAUGCUAACUACGUAGACGGCUACAUGCAGAAAAACGCUUAUAUUUCUACUCAAGGUCCCUUACCAAAAACAUUUGAAGAUUUCUGGAGAAUGGUGUGGUCCAAUCAAACUCAAGUUAUUGUCAUGACAACCAAAACUAUAGAACGUCAGCGAAUGAAAUGUGGUCAAUACUGGCCGAAUGAAGAAACAACCAAUGAGCAGUUUGAAGAGUUUAUUGUGUAUAACAAUACUAUUAAACAAUUUCAAGAUUAUAUAGAAACUAAACUUAUUUUACACAAUACAAAGACUGGUGAAUCAAGGAAUAUAACACAUCUUCAGUUUGUCACUUGGCCAGAUUACGGAAUCCCACCAGCCACAGGGUUCUUAAACUUCCUGUUCCACGUUCGACAAACCCAGGAGGAGGCUACCCAGAAUAUGGGUGAGGCGUGGCAGGGACAUCCCAGAGGUCCACCAAUAGUUGUCCAUUGUAGUGCUGGUAUAGGUCGAACAGGUACAUUUGUCACAAUAGACAUAUCUUUAAGAAGACUAGAAGAUAUAUCUACAGUUGAUAUCAGGGAAACGGUGAGGAGAAUACGAAGUCAACGAGCGUUUAGUAUCCAGAUGCCAGACCAAUAUGUAUUCUGUCACCUAGCCGUCGUGGACCACGCUGUACGAGAGGGACUAAUCAAGGAAGUAGAAGCUAUGUCUUUACAAAGUGACAGUGAAAGUGACUAA
Lottia gigantea (owl limpet) is the source of this 2292-nucleotide messenger RNA. RefSeq lists its product as hypothetical. Lineage: Eukaryota; Metazoa; Mollusca; Gastropoda; Lottiidae. The record is from RefSeq and is a predicted model, not a curated record. Gene Ontology annotation, molecular function: protein tyrosine phosphatase activity. Bases 1 to 2292 code for a protein of 763 amino acids. Gene Ontology annotation, biological process: protein dephosphorylation. The transcript has 14 exons.